CAUUGGUUUGUUUUAGAUUCAAGAGUAAUCAUGUGACCAUUCCCUUCUCCAUGAGAUGGAGGAGACUGUUUAGCACUUAGCAAAGAAAACAGAGCAAGUUGAGCAAGUUUGUGCACAACUUGCUCAAGAUCAGCUUUGUGUUACAAUAGAAGAAGAUGAGGAGGAUACAAGGCCAUUGUGGAGCAUACAAAAGCUGUCAUGGAGAGCUCCUGUGAUGAUCAUGAUCAGGAAUGUCCUGUCGUAGCCGAUCACACCUUUCCACAUCCCACACCGAGCUUUAAAGAGACGAGCAUGAGUGAGGAGAUGCAAGAUGAUCUCAUUGAAGAAAUUGUUUGGAGACUUGAUCUCCAAUCCAUGCUGGAAGAAGAGGAACGAGAAAGGGUGAGGAAAGAAGUUGAAGAGGAUGACGAAAGAGAAGGAGCCGAAGUUCUUGAUUUUUUUAAGGGGAGAGACCACAUUCAAGAGAAGGAAGGGGGGGGGGGGGGGUUGAAGAUGCAAUCGGCGUCCAAGCUGAGGACAAAGUUGAGGUGGAAGAGGCUUACAAGUUGCACCGGCCAUGAGUUACAUGUGGUAUCUACACCAAACUUCAAGGAGCUACUUGGAAAGGACUCGUUUGCAGUGUCUCUUUGCCAGACCAAGGACACUUCAUCUUUGGUCCCUCUUGGUGGAUGUGAUGGCGGCCAAUCGAUGCUAUCAUAUCUGGUUUGGGGCUAUGAGAUAAGAGAAGAAACGAAGGAGAGCUCUCGCGUGUGGAGACUGUCUCUUCCUCGAGUGCCCAAGCCAUCUUUAUCACCUGUCAUACCACAUGCUCGUGACUUGAGACUUCACCUCAUCGAUGAGAACUUCAACUUCAAGAAGGUUUUGGGGUGGACCGAAACUUAGGAGCCAUAAUUCGGCUCAAGACAUAAAAGAAGCACUUGUCGAGAGGCAGCUCAACCAGUCGGUUUGCAUUUCUUUCCCUAUUUCUCUUUGAUUGAUUCAAUUUUGUGCUAUGAUUUUAGAGUCAAUAACUCAACCUUUGUGAGAUUUUGUGGUGCAAGUGUUUCGGCUACUCUCUCCUCCUGGAAUGCACCGCCUGCCCCCUCCACCAUCAUUCACACUUGAUCUGGUAACUUCAUUCUACCCUACUUAUCUUUCCUCCAUUGAGGACAAUGUCGUGCUUAAGUGUGUGUGUGUGGGGGGGGGGGGAGGGUGAGGGGAUAUUCCAUUACGUUUGCAUGUGAAUGUUUGGUUGUAUGUGUGUUCUUGGAGCCUAGUCCACUGUCCAAAUUUUAAGAUUUGAGGGCUCCAAGUAAUUGUCGAAUAAGAGUAGGCGUGGUUGUUAUGCACCGUGCAAAUCGACAAUAAAAAUGUUUCUUCAUCCAUGCAGCUCGAAGCUCCCACCAACAUCCGUCUCUAGCAUUCUUGCAUAUGACAUGAAAUUAUUUUUUGUUAGAAUAUUUGACAUUCCACUCAAAAUCCCGUCGCAUAGCUUCUUCUCUAAAAGCACCACCAAUAACAUCCUUGGUGGGAAAUGUCAUUCCCACCUCCGAAUCAGACGUAAGAUUCCAUACUAGCAUAAGGAGAAGGUUAGGAUCUUCGUUAUGAGCAUAUAAGGGAUGAUUAGGGAUAUUUGUGUAGUAUGGAGUAGGUGGCUCCUGGACACCACCCUCAUCAUCCAUAUCCUCUUCCUCACUCACAUAUCCCAAAUCUUCUUUGCUAUCCUCGUCGCGUCCGAAAGGAUAACUCGGCAUCUCAUAGUGGGAUGCUCGUGACCAUCACCGUCAACAUCAUCAUCUCGACUUUGUGCAGAUCGCAUGGAUGACUGAAUGGUAUUUUCAAUGUUAGACCAUUAUGGACCCCAGGUCGGCCAUUGAACACCAUCUGACUCAACAAAUGUGGCGGGCUCAAUAGAAGUAUCAUUUGGAGCAACAUAUCGCCCCAUGGUACCCCAUCUCCCACAUAACCGCCUACAUAACUACCUCCUUCAUAGUUUCUUGAAUAACCACCUCAUUCCUUCCCUCAUGCAAAACAUAUGUCGUUUAGGGAUUUUUAUGACAAUUGUAUUUGGGAAUUAUUUUAUAUAAAAACUCGUGCAUUUAGGGGGAAAAUAUCAACGUAAUAAUGGGGGAUGAUAAGUGGAUUCACCGCCAUUAUAUCUGUAACUGGCUCCACCAUGACCGAUAUCCUCGGUCUCAACAUACACCUUUACAAGUCCGGUCUUGUUUUCAGCGAGGAAGUUCACCAUCAUGUUAACCCCAUCAUCGUUAAAUAUGACAACUCCUUCGUACGUGACACCGCUCCACCGAUGUUUGGAUAUUGGUAAGAAAUUUUACAAACUCUUCGAUGGCCCACCAUACAAAUCCUGUAUGCACUAAUGUCAUAUAGUUCUUUCCCGUGAAUCUGAUUACUUACUGGAUUCACCAUCUUCAUAACCGACCCAUUUUGAGAGUUUGUUACCCAACCAUUCCACCAAAUAAGAAGAUAGAACUUUCAAAAUCUACCCAUGUCUGUAAUUUAAAAUAAAUAACGAUCACAUAC
This is a messenger RNA of Linum trigynum, 2520 nucleotides long. The record is from the annotation of a GenBank genome assembly. NCBI's taxonomy places the organism in Eukaryota, Viridiplantae, Streptophyta, Magnoliopsida, Malpighiales, Linaceae.